Teleopsis dalmanni is the source of this 1139-nucleotide messenger RNA. Its product is annotated as protamine-like. Gene Ontology annotation, biological process: sperm DNA condensation; spermatogenesis. The record is from RefSeq and is a predicted model, not a curated record. The transcript has 5 exons. NCBI's taxonomy places the organism in Eukaryota, Metazoa, Arthropoda, Insecta, Diptera, Diopsidae. The coding region runs from base 48 to 689 and encodes 213 amino acids.
CCGGGAAGAUUACGAAAGUUGAGGUGAAGGGUGUGAUCCAAAAAAACAUGUCUUGUCCAAAGAAAUGCCCAAAGAAGAAGCCCAAACCGGUAAGUUCCAACGGAUUUUUAAAUUUCCUGAAAGAAUAUUCAAAAAAACAAUGCGGCAAGUCAGCUAUUCAAAUUGUGGUGGCAGGUGCCAGAAGAUGGAAUUGUAUGUCCGAUAAAAAUAAGAAGAAAUAUAAGUGUCCGCAACCGAAAAAAAAUCCAUGCGCAAAAAAGAAAAAAAAAUGUGCACCGAAAAAGAAGACAUGCCCUAAGAAAAAGAAGAAAGCCUGCCCAAAGAAAAAAAAAAGUUGUCCACCAAAGAAAAAAUCUUGUCCAAAGAAGAAGAAAGCAUGCCCAAAAAAGAAGAAAGCAUGCCCGAAAAAGAAGAAAGCAUGCGGUGCAAAAAAACCUAAAUGUACUAAUCCAGGACCAAUAACUAAUAACGCGUAUCUGAACUAUAUACGCACGUUCCGUCGUAAAAAUUGUGGUCUUGACCCUAGAGAAAUUUUUAAAAAAGCUGCUAAAUGUUGGUGUAAACUUACACCGGAACAGCGUUUACGUUACCAAAAGCAGGCCUGUCAAGUCACGACCUCCUGUCGCAGGAAGAACACUCAAUUGUGCAAGUGCGCAAGGAAGUCAAAGAAGAAGAAGGCAUGUUCUUAAGAUGUUUUAUAAAUAACAUUUGUGUGGUGAAAAAAAAUAUAUGUCAAGGUGUGUAUGAGAUAACAUCUCAUAUUAUCUAAUGUUAAUGAAAAUUUGAUGAAUUUUUGACUUAUAAAACCCACAAAUGAUAUAAUUCGUAACAACCAGCCAUGACAAAACCUGGGCAUAUGUAGAUACAUAUGUCGGUGAUGCUACAUAUUGUAUGAUGGUGGCCUUAAGAAACUAGAUGUGACCUACUUGCUAACUGGACAAUACAGAUAAGACGAAACUGGGGAUGUAAAGAAAAAAAUGAUGGAUCGAUGAUAGGAUAUCGCGGAUUACAACUAAGUAGCUAGUCGUUAGAACGAUGGUCUGGAGACUAUCCACUAACUAAAUUUACGUACAAAAUUGUUUAUUUAUAAGUAUACAUAUUAAUUAUUAAUAUGUAUUUUGUGUGUGUGUGUUUUAUAA